Messenger RNA from Sorex araneus (European shrew), 810 nucleotides. RefSeq names its product transmembrane protein 256 (gene TMEM256). The record is from RefSeq and is a predicted model, not a curated record. The transcript is spliced from 4 exons. The coding region runs from base 390 to 731 and encodes 113 amino acids. Lineage: Eukaryota; Metazoa; Chordata; Mammalia; Eulipotyphla; Soricidae.
ACCUGAAAAGGAGGAGACUGUGAGGAAAGGGGCGGGCCUAAGCGUGGGGACCCGGUUCUUUGGAAAUUGGUCAGAGGUAGGAGGGGGUGUUAAGAAGCGAUCAACUUGGAAAGUGGGCCAAUCCGUGACGCAAUUCACGGCCCCGCCUCCCGCUCCGACACUGCUUCUUUCUUCUGCUCCUUAUUGGUCCCAGGUUCUCCGCCCGCCAGAUGUCUUCGCCACUCAUCGGAGGUUUUACAAAGGCGCAAGUACGCGAUGAGGGCUGAACGCUGGAAUGAACACGGCCUGGAUUGGGCACCUGUGGAGCUUAUUUGCAUUGGAGGUCGUGAUUGGCUGACUUCCCAAGAUAGACUGGGCGGUGUCUGAACGGCGCGUGACCACCUACGGUGAUGGCCUCUCUGGGGACUGCCUUCCGCCGCCUGGGCGCCGUGUCCGGAGCUGGGGCCGUAGGCUUGGCCGCCUACGGGGCGCACGGCGCCCAGUUCCCAGAUGCCUACCGGAAGGAGCUCUAUGUCAAGGCCAACCAAUACCACUUCUUACACAGUCUGGCCCUGUUAGGGGUACCCAAUUGCAGAAAACCCCUCUGGGCCGGAUUACUACUAGCCUCUGGAACCACUUUAUUCUGUGCCAGUUUCUACUGCUACGGCCUGACUGGAAACCCUACCGUCCAGAGUUUGGCCCCUGUGGGGGGAAGCCUGCUAAUCUUGGGCUGGCUUGCCUUGGCAUUUUGAACUUUCUUGUUUUUUAUUUCUGGGUGAUUUUUUGGGAACUGGAAUAGGAGGGAAUUAAAAGUGAAAGGCAAAAUAAAAA